Messenger RNA from Plasmodium berghei ANKA, 684 nucleotides. RefSeq names its product methyltransferase, putative. Gene Ontology annotation, molecular function: protein methyltransferase activity; S-adenosylmethionine-dependent methyltransferase activity; nucleic acid binding. Gene Ontology annotation, biological process: methylation. The record is from RefSeq and is a predicted model, not a curated record. NCBI's taxonomy places the organism in Eukaryota, Apicomplexa, Aconoidasida, Haemosporida, Plasmodiidae. The coding region runs from base 1 to 684 and encodes 227 amino acids. The transcript has 2 exons. Gene Ontology annotation, cellular component: eRF1 methyltransferase complex.
AUGCAAUUUUCAUCCAACGGUAAAAUCAAUUUUGAUUACAUAUAUAAUAAUAAAGAACUCAAGAGCAAAUUAUACCUACCUAGUAGCGACACCUUUGUGUUUGCCGAAGCCCUAGAAGAUGAUGUUGAAGCAAUUUCUCCUAAUGUAAAUAUGGUCUUGGAAAUGGGAACUGGAAGCGGAUAUCUUAUUCUAUUUUUAUAUGAAUUAUUAUUAAAGAAGAACAAAAAAAUCGAUCUUCUUUAUUGUAUUGAUAUUAACAGAGAUGCUUGCAAUUGUGUACAAAAUGCAAUUAGUCUAAAUGGGAUUUCAAACGUUGAAAUAAUUAAUAGUAAUUUAUUUAAUAAUUUACGAACAUGUGGGCAAUUUGACAUAAUCUUAUUUAAUCCUCCUUAUGUUGAAACAGAACAAGAUGAAUUGAAUAAAACCGAUAUUGUCGCUUCAUAUGCUGGAGGAAAACAAGGAAGAGAAGUUAUUUUAAAGUUUUUACAUACUGUAUAUGAUCAUCUUAGUAAUAAUGGAAUAUUAUAUUUACUAUUGGAAAAAAGUAACAUACCACAUGAAAUUAUGACUAGUACUCUUAUAUCUGAAAAAUUUUAUUAUACAGAAUUAAAAAAGAAGAAAACUCUAAAUGAAACGAUUUUUAUAUACAAACUUCGUAAAAAAAUUCAAAAAGAAAUAUUGUAA